This is a messenger RNA of Fundulus heteroclitus (mummichog), 2075 nucleotides long. RefSeq names its product netrin-G2-like. The transcript has 4 exons. Bases 889 to 1779 code for a protein of 296 amino acids. NCBI's taxonomy places the organism in Eukaryota, Metazoa, Chordata, Actinopteri, Cyprinodontiformes, Fundulidae. The record is from RefSeq and is a predicted model, not a curated record.
GGGAAGAGGAGGAGGAGGGAAGGAGGAGGAGAGGGGGGCUGAUCGGGGCGGGCUCAAGCCUUUUUUCAAACUCAAUAUUUUAUACUUUUGAUACUCCCUGGCGGUGGAAUUCAUUCCUCUUUUCCCGGCCGAUCCCAGAUCUAGGACACCGCUUGGUCAUCAGUGCGCAGCCAUCUACGGUGUGAUAAAAAGUAUCCGGCUGACAGCAAAUAAAAUAAAAAACAACAACAACAAACUGCGCGCAGGGCAGAUUGAUAUCGGGAGAACAGUGAGGACGGCGGCGGGGAACGAGAACAGUGGACGAUCGGAGGGGAUUUAUAGUGCCGACCGACCGGCCUCAUAGAGACGCGUACAAGAACGCUCCAGAUCUAUAAGAAGAGCCCGGGCGGUCUGAACCCCUUCAAUGGAUCUACCCGAAGAUGCAGCAGCUACUUUUUCAUCUUUCCUAAGCGGCACCGCUGCUUCGCUGCAGGACCCCGCUCUCUGAAACAUGGAUUCCCGUGAGCAUCUCCCACCCAACUCCCUGCAACAUUAUGGUAAAAGUGCACGCCGAGAUUCAUCCCUGUAACGGUAUCCGCCCAUCUUUUCCCGUGGAAAUCAGCCGCCCGAAGCAACAAACGUCUUCCCCCCCUUUCUCUCAGUUCCCCUGGGGGACGUCAGUAUUUGUCAGGUCAUACUGAGUGAAGGCUGUCUCCUUUCACUGGAGGGAUUUCACACACACAAAAGAAAGAAAGAAGAAGAAGCAAGUCCUUUAAAAGUCGUGUGGUGGUCAGGAUGCUCACCCUCUCCUUGUGAUCACCGCUCCAUGCGCGUUACCUCUCAGCUGAGCUCUGUGGCCCCCUCACCCUGUAUCGGACCCUGCUCCAUACACCCUUACCCAGCCCUGCCAUGCUCCUCCGGGCUGCGUUUUUGCUGCUGCUGCAAUGUUUGGCCUCCACCCUCGGCCAGUACAACAUGUGCAAAUCCCUGGUGAGCACGGACGAGGGCUCGGUGUGGGAACAUUAUGCGUGCCAGCCCAGUCCCGGGUCUAUGAAAGACUACAUGCGCAUCAAGGUGGAUCCGCCCGGAAUCACAUGUGGAAAUCCUCCCGAGAGGUUCUGCACUCUGGAGAACCCAUACCUGUGCAGUGACGAGUGUGACGCCUCCAACCCAGACUUGGCCCACCCUCCUCAGCUGAUGCAGGACCGCGAACGCAACGGCCUCAUCACCUACUGGCAGACUGUAACCUGGGGUCGACACCCGGAGCCCCUGCUGGCAAACAUCAGCAUGUCCUGGAAUAAGAGUCUGGAGCUCACCGAUGACAUCCAGAUCACCUUUGAAUAUGGCCGUCCCACAAUCAUGGUUCUGGAUAAGUCCAUGGACCACGGGCGCUCCUGGCAGCCCUACCAGUUCUAUGCCGACGACUGCCAAGACGCCUUUAACAUGCAGCCCAAACAAGUGCGCGACCUCUCGCCCGCCAACCUCACACGGGUCAUUUGCACUGAGCAGUACUCGGGCUGGGUUGGCUCCAAGAACGACAAGAACGUGAAGUUUGAGGUGAGGGAGCGUUUUGCUGUGUUUGCAGGCCCCCGGCUGCAAAACAUGGACAGCCUUUACACCCGCAUGGAAAGUAUGAAGGGACUGAGGGACUUCUUUACCUUCACCAACCUGAGGUUGAGGCUGCUGCGGCCUGCGCUCGGAGGCACCUAUGUCCAGAGAGACAACCUGCUAAAGUACUUCUACGCAAUCUCCAACAUCGAGGUCCCGGCCAGGCGGAAGGUGAGCGGAUGGGAGGUGUAAGCCUGGAUACAGGAGCAGAAAAGAGAUGCAGGCGUAUGAUGGAUUAAUUCCUAGUUUCAGGGGACUAGCCAGGAUGUGUGAUUUUGUGAUGAAUGAUGUGCGGUGUGAGGCUCUGUAAAUAUUAUUCACCAGUUUACACGGCGACCAUUUAUCCAUCCACGCAGCUGAGAGCUUCCUUGUAUCGCGUCGGAGGAGAACUUCGCAGUCAGUUAUUGCCAGCUUUUUCUCUCGCAUAUUUAAAUGCAGCGCCCUGUAAAAGUAUUCACACCCCAGGAACUUUUCACAUCUUGUCACAU